AUGGAGGAUUGGAUGGGAAGGUUGUCUGGCACUUUUUUCGCCAAAGCAUGGGGCGGCGGCGGCGGCGGGGGGGCCGACGCGGUGCUGGGCCUUGCCGCCGCCGGCCCCUCGGUGUCGCUAUGCUACCACCAGGCGUUCGGCCCCCACGACGAUAUCGUCCUCGUCGAGGCCGCCGACGACCUCCUCCCUGACCUUCUACAAGGCCGGGUGACUAUACGGGGGCGUCCUGAUGAAGAAGCUGUCCUCUGCACACCUUCUGCAACAUAUUCCAUGAAGUUUGUUGGCACAUCCAAUUCUAUGUUCCUUAUACCACCUGGGAAACCAUCUGCUCCAUGUUUAAGACCUGAUAAUACCAAUGGCAAUGCUAAUGCAGCUGAUGCAGUGGCUGCUACCAUUAAAGUAGCACCUGGGAGCAUUGAAUUGGUUCGAACUGCUCCACGACUUGACAAACUGAGGAGCCUUCUCCGUGAGAGGCCCUACGUACUUGAUGAGGAUCUUGGAGUUGGCUUCCAGCAUAAGAAGGGGCUGUACACAUGGCAAGACCUCUGCAAGCUUAUCCAGGCCAGUGAUGGUGAGCUGUUAGAGGGGCUGGAUACCCUCUCGGCUGUUGAGAUUGAUGGAUUCUGGAGGACAGUCGAUGCCAAUUCUGUGAACACAAUUCUUGACAUGAUCCUGCACAACUCCGUGUUGCACGACUGGCCGUUAAAUGCAAUGCAGGAGAAUGAUGUGCUAUCUGUCAUGGAAUCUGAUGGUUUUGUGCGUAAGAUUGUAACCCAUUGCCUCAAAAGAUUUGGCACAAAGGUUGAGCAGGAAGCCGGAAGUUUUUGGAGCCUCGAUGAGAAGCGUGUAUGCUUACAAUUUGCUCGGAGAGUGCUUGGUGCUGGAAAGAUGAAGUUUGCCAACUUUAUGGACAAAUGGGAGAAAAGCAUUCCUUCAGAAAUGUGUGCAGAUCUUCAGAUGCUAGAAGGGGAGGUGCUGUGUGAAAAACGUGGGGCUGAGACCUGGGUGCAUGCGUUCAGUGUUGCUGAUCUGCCACUGACACCUGCUGAGAGAUUUGCAGCACUUUUCCGCGAGCGACCAAAGUGGGAAUGGAAAGAUCUGGAGCCUUACAUCAGGGACUUGCGCGUACCCGGUGUCUCUUCAGAAGGAUUGCUCAUCAAGUAUACCAGAAGAACCCAACCAAGCUCUGAAGCUGAACCAAUUUUUACUGCAAGAUAAUCAGUCGAGCCUUCUAAAGCCAUGCUUUGCUCCAGACACAUCCUUGUUGGUGUUAGUGGUGUUACUGAAUUCAAACAUGUUAGAUAUUGUCAAUGACACCCAAUCUCCUGUUAAAUACAGAUCUGAUUGUCCCGGUUGCAGUACGAGCAAUUGGCUCAUCUAAGUCAGAUAUUAGUUUCUAUCAGUGAUCCAAUAUCUGAAGAGCCUAUCAUCUGAAAGAACUCUGCGCCUUCUGCUGUAACCUUUGGUAAACAAAAGCUGAAAUGCAUGCAGCUACUUGGCUGGCUGUUGUCUUGUGGAUCU
Setaria italica (foxtail millet) is the source of this 1521-nucleotide messenger RNA. Its product is annotated as sister chromatid cohesion protein DCC1. Gene Ontology annotation, cellular component: chromatin; Ctf18 RFC-like complex; chromosome, centromeric region. NCBI's taxonomy places the organism in Eukaryota, Viridiplantae, Streptophyta, Magnoliopsida, Poales, Poaceae. The record is from RefSeq and is a predicted model, not a curated record. Gene Ontology annotation, biological process: maintenance of mitotic sister chromatid cohesion; mitotic sister chromatid cohesion.